Molecule: messenger RNA, 1510 nt
Organism: Schistosoma turkestanicum
Lineage: Eukaryota; Metazoa; Platyhelminthes; Trematoda; Strigeidida; Schistosomatidae
Source: the annotation of a GenBank genome assembly
UACAAAGCUUUUUCGGAGUUCGUUUUUUGAGUCGGAUAAUUGAGUUGCUACGACUUCUUUCCAUCAUUUGACAAAUCCAAUGGAAAUUGCUAGAUCCAUUUCAUCAAUUAUCAAAAGGACUGUCGACCCAACUAUGUUGUUUGAUAAAGGUAAGUCAAAUAUAUGGAUAAAUUCGACAAAUAUAGGUGAGUAUAUGGAUGAAGUACUAUGGCAGCUUUUUUGUACUCUUUAUGAUAUACCAUUGACAAACUUUACAAAAGUUUACUUUUUAAAAUUGUUCAUGAUGACUGCCACUAAUCUGGGUUUUGCUGGAAAUUUCGUUCUGAGUAACCUUUCUCGAGAUAAAAGAGACCGGCGAAAAUGGAUACCUUUUCUUUCAUGCUUAGUUUCUUGGUUUGAAUGCGCUGGCACAGAGAUUCCUCAAAUAGUGGAUGAGGCAAGAGAAGGAAAAGAUAACUAUACAAAGCUCUUAAGCUCCAUCGAAUCUCGAGAGCAUGAGUUACAAAUACGUCGAGAAGCUGAAUCCAAAAGGCGUGACGUCGUUAAGGAUCUUGAGAAGAAAGUGUCUGACAUUAAGCAUCGUUUCGCCGAAAUGACUGAAACAAUGUCGUCUGCGGAAAAUUUAUUACUGUCCCUAGUUUCUUCAACAGAACAGAAGAAUGAACAGAUAGAGUCUAAUGGAAAACGACUUCAAACUCUGCUGGAAGAAUACGAAAAUACACGAUCGCACCAACUUGAAAACUGUGAAAUGUUACCUGAAUCGAUCUCAAAAGUAAAGUGUCAACUUGACUCAAUCGAAUCAGAUAUGCAUAGAUUAUUUGAAGCCUAUAAUCAAAUUGUGGAUCGUAAUAUAACGCUUCAAAGCUAUGAGUGUCUAUUGGAGUCGGAACUAAAACCAGCAAUGGAGCAGGUGUAUGUGGUGAUGGAUAAACUGGAAUCUUGUGAAAAACAAGUAAAGAAUACUCAAGGUAAAAUAGACGUUCUAACUACAGAUUUGAAAAAUAUGGACACUUCAUUGAAUGAAGCUAAACAACACUUAGUGGAAUAUCGGUCACAAUUAAUGAGAAAAAAAGUAUUGUUGAAUACUAAGAAAAAGACACGUGAAGCUGAUAUUGCCAACAAGACAAAGGAGAAUGAUUCAUUCAUAUCUGAACGACAACAUUUGAGAACCCGAUUAUCUGAAAUUACCCAAGAGAAUUCCUCCACUUCUAAACAAAUCAAUUUCGAAGAACAAAGGCUUCAAACGAUCUCAAAAAAUCGUACCUACGUUGAAGAGCUUAACAAAUCGCUACUAGAAAUAAGCCAAAUGGUCACUAAAGCACCAUUUUCUACAUGAAACUGUUAUUUCUGAUGGAUUAAAUAUAUUUAAACAUUGAAAAUUAAGUAAUCGAAUCAAAAGUGUUUGAAAUUUUUGUACAUAUAUAUCUGUGUAUCCCUUUCAUUCACUGCUAAUAAUUGUCAUGUAUAGAUUUUAACAAUAUACUGUAAUAUAAUGCUUUCAUUGACUCGU